Molecule: messenger RNA, 4880 nt
Organism: Topomyia yanbarensis
Lineage: Eukaryota; Metazoa; Arthropoda; Insecta; Diptera; Culicidae
Gene: Cp190
Product: centrosome-associated zinc finger protein CP190
Exons: 3
Coding region: 543-4205 (1220 amino acids)
Biological process (GO): regulation of transcription by RNA polymerase II
Cellular component (GO): nucleus
Molecular function (GO): protein binding; DNA-binding transcription factor activity, RNA polymerase II-specific; RNA polymerase II cis-regulatory region sequence-specific DNA binding
Source: RefSeq, a predicted model, not a curated record
GACGCAACAUCGAAAGCGCUUCGUAACAAAAUCGCUGCUGCUGCGGAUGACGACCAUCGACAUUUCAGUCGCCAUCUUACUUUUGUGUGUGGAAAAGUUCAGCGACGACGGUGUAGCUCAAAAAGUGGUGCUUGCUAGACGGAUCAUCCAGUACAUCAGUAACUUUCGAAUUCGAUCCAAACGCGUCGUCCAAAAGGCUUGGACAGGACUGUCGGUCGGUAUAGUUCGGUUUGCGAUUCCUGGCGGCAGUUGAUUGUUGAUCCCGGUGGCCUAACGAAAAUAACCUUGUACGGAUUGAUAUCGAGUCGCCGCGUCCGGUCGGUCGAAUGAGAAUCUCGGUCGUAUUGUGGUAGUGAUUGUAAUUAAAUUGUUUCUAGAUCUCCAGCGGGGGUCCAGAUUGGAAAGUGCAGUGUUACAGUUACAAUUAGUGGAAACAGCUAAGAUUCAGUAAUUAUUUGUUAAGCUGUUGAUUUUUCGUUAGAUACACUAAUGUGAACGCAAUUUUAAGUAAAAAGUGACUACAGAACUCUCAUCAAAAAACAAUGACGCGUAUCACGGAGACCAAGUCCGUGAAGGUGGACAACUGGGGAGUGUUUUUCCUACAGAAGCUGCAAAACUUUUUCAACAAAACGGACCACUGUGAUCUGACGUUGCAGUUUAAUGACAACUCCCAACUGAAGGUACAUCGGCUGGUGUUGAGUGCAUGUACCGAUUACUUCAACAUGCUGGAGAAUACAUGCGAAAUGUACGACGAUACGUUAAUCAUGCCGCUGGACCUGCAGGCGGACGUGAUUGUGCCUAUCGUGAACUUUAUGUACACGGGCACGCUAGAGUUUCAGUACAAUAUGUACGAUAAGCUGCUUAAAACGGCACGCGAUAUGAACAUGACGGUUCUGCUCAAGUUGCUGGAGGCCCACAAGCAGACUACCCGUAUGAUUCAAGGCGGUCGUCAACCGAUAGUUCUGAAUAAACAGGCUCCUAUGCGCGGUCGAGCAGGACCUCAAAGUAAUAUAGUACCACCAAGAAAUUAUGGAAUGGUUCGACAGCCAGCUCCCGUUCGACCAACGGCUCCGCAACAGAGGGUUGGGCAGGUAGUAAGGCAUCAGUCGACAAUUGCCCCCGUCUCAACCUAUGGUUCUUUCAAUAAGAAUCAUCCACCAGAACCCCACGCUUUGAUGUCAAAGUAUGGUGGGUCGAAAGAAAGCAGACCUGGUCCUUCGAGGUUUGAUGAAAACGCACAUAGCGAUACAUUCGAGGGGCCCUUUGAUGAUAUCACGUACGAAAGUAAACCGCUGGUAACGGCCGAUCAGAUAAAAAAGGAAGAUGAACCAUUCGAGGAAUUGCGUAAAGGGUACACUAAUGCUAGUGGGAAACGGCCGGCCCCAUCGAGUUUUUCCACUCCGAUAGCGAAAAAGCCAAACUUGGAAGAAGUAAAAGAAUUUACAGAGGCCGCUAGACUUAGAAGUCAGAUGGCUACUGAAGAGGAUGACUCACCCGGUUUGGCCGAUGACACUCACUUUGACGACGAUGAUGAAGACGAGCCGCAAGUUCAACCCACCCAGCAACUGCCCGUCGUCAAAUCCAGUCCGAAACAAAUUGUUAUAAAACAAGAAUCUAAAACAUCGCCUGGCGCUGGAACGGUGAAGCAAAUCACUGUAAAGGACGAGUCGGGUAAUGUUGAUCAUGCGAAGAUCAUCAGCGAAGUGCUGAAGAAAUACCCACACCUGGUAAAGAAAAACAAAAAUAUCAAGCUGAAAAUAAUGCAGAAAACUUCCCCUUCUGCGACUAAUUCGACUCAACCGUCUGCUCCAAUGAAAAUGGAAGUUCGAACGGCAACGCCUCUGAAGGCGGAUAUGUCCAUGGUGCGUAAAGCCACUGAAGCAGUUCGUCAACCACCGCAAGCAACUUCCACUUCGGCGCCCCGAAAAAUCGACUCCAAAACGAUGCAUGCUUUGAUUGCUAAGGGCGCUGAAAACAUGACCGGUCCAUGGCUGUGCCUCCGAUGCGGCAUAGACGGACGCCCCAUAAGUAUUCCAAGCUAUAAGGCCUUCCGCAAUCAUCUGAUAGUGAAGCACAGAGAGCGAAUUGAUGCGCGAAUUUGCGAACAUUGUGGUUGGAAAGCGGAGCAGCGAAAUCCUCACCUCUUCUAUCACUGGUUAACCGCGCACAAUAUUAAAUCUACCAUGAAAUUUCCGACCUGCUCCGAGUGUGGCUACAUCGCUAUGAACGCACCGGGUCUCGAAAAGCACGAAGAAGAAAACCACCAGCGGGGUGACCUGCAACAGUGCAUCUAUUGCAAUAAAGUUUUCGCAAAGGAAAUGGACCUGUACGAGCACAUGAAGAGUUUGCAUAAAGAGAAAGCUCGCGAAGAUGGUGUCAUAGAUUUUUCCGACGACGAGUACCAAGUCCAGGAGGAAGAAGAAACUCCCAGCCAAAACAGUAGCCAGGAGAACAAAAUAAAGAUCCUCUCCAAUAUCACGUUCAGUAACACCAGCGCAAUCCCGUUCAUGAUCGAUCCAAGCCAGGCCCAGACGGUGUCACAAAUAGGCGGAAAGCCACAACUGCAGUUGCAACAAAUCACACUGGAACCAUCGUCGGAAGCGGAAGCGCUUAGUAAUGUGGCUUCGGGCAUUGCCACCAGUCUGGGACUGGUGGACAAUGCCACUGUCGUGAUCGAAGAUCCCAACUUUCAGGGGCAGUACAUCGAGCAUCAGAUGGCCACGGUGCAUGGUGAAACGGGAACGACGACAACGCUGUCGUCUGCCCACGGAUCCGAUCAGUUGACAAAGUUGAUCACCGAGGACGGUACGGAACUGCAGCUAACGCAAAGCCAGAAGGAUGAAAUCUUUUCCCAGCUUCAGAACAGCGGAAACGGCGGCAACGUGGUGAUGGUUCUUAACGAUGACAAUUUCAUCAGUGGCAGCGGACUACAGUUGGCGGAUGGAACGCAACUGAUCAACACCACCGGUGCACAGGAUUCAAAUAUCGUGGUUAUGUACAGCCAAGCAGCGGAGGAAUUGGCUGCUCCGGUUAAUACCGUCACUACAACCAGUGCACCAAUUACGGCCGGUACCGAGACCCCCCAUGUACAAGAGCACGAGGAAGUUGCUGCUACAGAGAAGGAGGUAGUCGCAAAGAAAGCGGAAUUAACUGAGGACGAAUUGUCACAGGCUUCGACCCAACCGUCGGAUAAAGUUAGUGAAAAGGAAGUUGAGACCGAGCAAAUGGAGGUAGAUGCUGAAAGUAGCCAGGAACCACCUGCCGAGGAGAGUGUUGAUGAGGAAAAAAAUGCUUCCGAUUUGAAUGAGUCGUCUGAUGUGGCACGGCAAAGCACUCAAGCGGAAGCGGACGAUGAUGACGAGGACGAAGAAGAAGAGGAAGAGGCGGAUGACUCUAAGCCAGCGGAUGAAGCAGCGAAGGCGGAAAAAGAACGCGAUAAAUUGAAACUGAUUUCCGAGCUUGAAGGGGACUGGUCCGAGGAUACAGAGGAACAACCCACUCCGGUCGAGAAAAAAGAAGAAAAACAGGCGGUUCAGUCAGAACCAGCAAAUGCAACUGAAGAGAAGAAAGAAUCGCCAGCAACUGCCAAGAAUGAGAGUAAAAUUAACGAGGAGGAUAUCGGUCAAUUAUUGGACGAUUGGAACAAUGAAACAAAAUUCACGGAAUCCGAUUCGGAUGCUGAUUUGGAGAAGAAACUUCAGAAGGUGGUAGGUGAGAAAAAGGAAGACCCGAAGGAGGAGGAUAUCGCAAUGGAAACCUCAACUGCUGACAACACAGCCGAUAGUGUGGACGACAGUGCGAAUGAUAGCGAGACGCAUGUGGUAAUAGUCGCAGCGGAGAGCGAAACAGAGGCCUCCGUGAGGGAGGAUGACGAUGCAGAUAAAAGUCAAGAGCUGAAAACGGAGAAAGUGGGCGAUGAGAACAUAAAUAAGGAAAAUGUUAGUGAGAAAAUGGACGUCAUUGAAAAUGACAAAGUCCCUGCAAAGGAAGAUGAGCCCGUUGAAAAGGAAGAAGAACCAGUUGAAGAGGAAGAAGAACCAGUUGAAAAGGAAGAAGAUCCAGUGGAAAAGGAAGAAGAGUCAGCGGAACAAGAUGAGGAUCCAGCCGAACAGGAUGAAGCAAAAGGAACAGAAGACAAAGCAAAGUCGAAGGAAGUUGUUAAUUCACUUCUAGGAGAUUGGGAUGAAGAUGAGGAUGAUUUGUAAAGUAUGUUUUAAUAUCAGCAAGUGACUUUUUGUAAAAGAUUUUUCUUAUAUCGAGUGCUAAAAUUAACAAUAGCAUGAAAGUUUAGAAAUAGCAUUAUUGAUAAUGUUAUUAAUUUUAUAGAUGGAAAUUUAUAUUUCAUAAACAAACCGCAUAAAUCACAUUUCUUCUUUGAAUUUGGCAUUUAUCUCACUUGUAAAGAAUAUCGUUUACGCUUGUAAUGUUCGAUAUCUGCUACUAACACUGUCCAUAUUAAUCGAAGAGAUGUUACCUAACCAUAAAUUUAAUCAUUAAUGGGCAAAUUUAUGGUUAAAAAACAUCUGCGGGAAUUAAAAUGUGGAUUGGUUCGAGUCACGACUAAAAUCCACAGUUGGGAGUUCUCUAAUCCUCUCUUGUUGGGAGAAACAAUUGCAAGCAAUGCAACUACAUUUCUCCCAACAACGGAAAGGAUUUGAAAAGCUAACAUCCAGAUUAUUUGUCUAUCCUUUAAAUCAAAUGAAUCACAAUUACAAUCAUUAUUUUAAGUGAACCGGGAAGUACUAUUUUUUUCUUUAUUGAUAGUGAAACUUUACGGAACACAUUUUAGAGCAGGCAAAUGUUUUCGUUCAAAGUUAUGUUCUAUGCGAAAAACGUUUGGUGUAGAAUGAAGUUAAAUAAAUGAAUAUAGAUUGUAUUGA